Molecule: messenger RNA, 615 nt
Organism: Saccharomyces kudriavzevii IFO 1802
Lineage: Eukaryota; Fungi; Ascomycota; Saccharomycetes; Saccharomycetales; Saccharomycetaceae
Gene: DID2
Product: Did2p
Exons: 1
Coding region: 1-615 (204 amino acids)
Biological process (GO): late endosome to vacuole transport; protein transport; endosome transport via multivesicular body sorting pathway
Cellular component (GO): multivesicular body; ESCRT III complex
Source: RefSeq, a predicted model, not a curated record
AUGUCACGUAAUUCUGCAGCGGGUUUGGAAAAUACUCUUUUUCAACUAAAGUUUACGUCAAAACAGCUACAAAAGCAAGCAAAUAAAGCUUCAAAGGAAGAGAAGCAAGAAACCAACAAACUCAAACGUGCACUAAAUGAAAAUGAAGAGAUAUCCCGUAUAUACGCUUCUAAUGCUAUAAGGAAGAAAAACGAACGCUUACAACUACUAAAACUGGCAUCCAGAGUGGAUUCAGUGGCGUCAAGAGUGCAAACUGCGGUCACGAUGAGACAAGUCUCUGCAUCUAUGGGACAAGUCUGCAAGGGCAUGGAUAGGGCCUUGCAGAAUAUGAACCUGCAGCAAAUAACAAUGAUAAUGGACAAAUUCGAACAGCAGUUCGAAGAUCUAGAUACGAGUGUCAAUGUGUAUGAAGAUAUGGGUGUGAAUUCGGAUGCUAUGCUGGUGGACAAUGACAAGGUGGAUGAACUGAUGAAUAAAGUGGCUGAUGAAAACGGCAUGGAAUUAAAACAAAGUGCAAAAUUAGACAACGUUCCAGAGAUAAAGGCUAAUGAAGUUAACGCCGAUGAUGAAAAGGAAGAUAAACUGGCUCAAAGGUUGAGAGCGUUAAGAGGUUGA